AUCAAGGGGCGUUCGCCGGCGCGUCUGAAACUUGAAGCAAACUUUACAGCCGUCAAUACGCGAACAGAUAUAUCGGAGAGAACAUGUCCCUUUGCUACGAAAUCUAACAAUAUGAGAUAAAUUGUCAUGAAAAAAUGCAAAACGAAAGUAAAAGUGUUUCAGAGAGUGGUAGAAAGGCGUUGCGGACGCCGAAGUGUGCGAGGUGCAGGAAUCACGGCGUGAUCUCCUGUCUGAAGGGGCAUAAGCGGUUCUGUCGAUGGCGUGAUUGUCGCUGCCCAGGGUGUCUGCUGGUGCUCGAGCGUCAGAGGGUUAUGGCUGCACAGGUAGCAUUGCGCCGGCAGCAGGGCGCAGGCACGCCGCGGGGCAGCGAGGCAGCAGCACUUGCCGCGCGCAAGAAGGCGUACAGAGCGCGUUUGCGCUGCAUGCAAAUGUCCAGAACUUAUCCAUCACCACCACAACCCUAUGCCAAUAUGAGGUUGCUCGGCGACCCGGCGUGGAGCGAGCGCGUGCGUCGUCGCAAGGUGUUCGCUGACGAGGAGCUGGCGGAGGUGCCGCUGCCCGCCCCCGCGCGGCCGACACUGCCGCCUGCGCCAGCUACCCUCUGCUCGCACCUGCUGGCGGCUAUACUCCGCAACUACGGCAUGCCCCCGCCCGCGCCUACUCCAUCCAAACCACCCAAGAUAUCCUUCUCUAUUGAAUCCAUUAUCGGCGUAAAAUAACUAUACGAAAUACGUAAACAAACAUAAAUAUGUUUAUAUGUUAAUAGUCUGGUCGUUAAAUUUGAUCGCGAUCAUUCAGUGCGCCAUUAUUGAUGUUAAGUUUUGGUCACGUGAUCGUUUAGUAAGAUCAAUCAUUUAAUAUUUUUUUUAUGAAGC
Molecule: messenger RNA, 875 nt
Organism: Papilio polytes (common Mormon)
Lineage: Eukaryota; Metazoa; Arthropoda; Insecta; Lepidoptera; Papilionidae
Gene: dmrt11E
Product: doublesex- and mab-3-related transcription factor 2-like
Exons: 3
Coding region: 135-719 (194 amino acids)
Biological process (GO): regulation of transcription by RNA polymerase II; sex differentiation
Cellular component (GO): nucleus
Molecular function (GO): RNA polymerase II cis-regulatory region sequence-specific DNA binding; DNA-binding transcription factor activity, RNA polymerase II-specific
Source: RefSeq, a predicted model, not a curated record